ACACAGUGCCGGAGAAGAUGCCCUCUUGGGCCCUCUUCAUGGUCACCUUCUGCCUCCCCUUGGCCCCUCCAAACCAGGCACAAGUCACCAGCCAAGAUGUCUUCUUGCUGGCCGUGGGCACAGAGCCCCUGCACUGUUUCUCCCAGACAUUUGAGGACCUCACCUGCUUCUGGGAUGAGGAAGAGGCAGCACCCAGUGAGAUGUACCAGCUGCUGUAUGCCUACCCAGGAGAGGAGCCCCGAGCGUGUCCCCUGCAUUCCCAGAGUGUGCCCACCCUUGGAACCCGAUAUGUGUGCCGGUUUCCAGACCAGGAUGAAGUUCGCCUCUUCUUUCCCCUGCACCUCUGGGUGAAGAAUGUGUUUCUCAACCAGACUUUGAUCCAGCGGGUGCUGUUUGUGGAUAGUGUGGGCCUGCCUGAUCCCCCCAGUAACAUCAAGGCCAGGGUUGGGAGCCAACCAGGGGAACUUCAGAUCCACUGGGAGGCCCCUGCUCCUGGAAUCAGUGAUUUCCUGAGGCAUGAGCUCAGCUAUGGCUCCAUGGAUCCCACCAACUCCACUAGACCCUCAGUCUUGCAGCUGCUCUCCACAGCAACCUGCUGCCCCAGUCUGUGGACGCUGAACCCAGUGCCUGCUCUUGACCAGCCUCCAUGUGUUCAGCCUACGGUGCCCCAACAGCAUGGACCAAUGAGGACCUCCCCAGCUGGACAGGCUUCGGCUCUGACAGUGAAGGGUGGAAGCUGUCUCAUCUCAGGGCUCCAGGCUGGCAAGUCCUACUGGCUCCAGCUCCGCAGCCAACCUGACGGUGUCUCUCUUCAUGGCUCCUGGGGACCCUGGUCCUUCCCUGUGACUGUGGACCUUCCGGGAGAUGCAGUGGCGAUUGGACUUCAGUGUUUCACCUUGGAUCUAAAGAAGGUUAUCUGCCAGUGGCGGCAACAAAAUAACGCUAGUUCCCGAGGCUUCUUCCACCACAGCAGGACACAGUGCUGUCCCACAGACAGGAACCCCACCUGGGAGGUAUGUGAGGAGGAAGAGGAAACAGAUCCAGGAUCAGAGCCAGCUCUGUUCUCCCGCUGCCACUUCAAGUCCCGAAAUGACAGUGUUAUUCACAUCCGUGUAGAGGUUACCACAGCCCAAGGUGUCACUCGAAGCUACCUCGGCUCCCCUUUCUGGAUCCACCAGGCUGUGCUCCUCCCCACUCCAAGCCUGCACUGGAGGGAGGUCUCCAGCGGGAGGCUAAAACUGGAAUGGCAGCACCAGUCAUCCUGGGCAGCUCGAGAGACCUGUUACCAGCUCCGAUACACAGGAGAAGGCCAAGAGGACUGGAAGGUGCUGGAGUCAUCUCUUGGGGCCCGGGGAGGGACCCUAGAACUGCGUCCCCGAGCUAGCUACAGCUUACAGCUGCGUGCCAGGCUCAACGGACCCACCUACCAAGGCCCCUGGAGCGCCUGGUCUCCCCCAGCUACGGUGUCCACGGGCUCGGAGACUGCUUGGAUCUCCUUGGUGACUGCUCUGUUCCUGGUGCUGAGCCUCAGUGCCCUUCUGGGCCUGCUGCUGUUGAAGUGGCAGUUUCCUGCACACUACAGAAGACUAAGGCAUGCUCUGUGGCCCUCACUCCCAGACCUACACCGGGUCCUAGGCCAGUACCUCAGAGACUCUGCGGACCUAACACCUCCUAAGGCCACAGUUACUGAGAGUUGUGAAGAAGUGGAACCCAGCCUCUUGGAAAUCCUACCUAAGCCCUCAGAAAGGACUCCUUUGCCCCUGUGUUCCCCCCAGCCUCAAAUGGACUACCGAGGGCUGCAACCUUGCCUGAGGACCAUGCCCCUGUCUGUGUGUCCACCCAUGGUUGAGACAGGGUCCUGCUGCACCACACACAUCGCCAACCACUCCUACCUACCAUUAAGCUAUUGGCAGCAGCCCUGAAGGCAGUCCCCUCACUACCACAGAUCUACAUCUUCAGCACCUUACCUUACCUACCUUUAACACCAACGCCAUCUAUUCUGUCCACUCAUCUCCUCGGGCUUUCUAACACCGAUCUUUCCAUACGGCUGCUCACAAAUCCAGAGCCCUUUCUCCACAGGCACUAGAAAAGGCUCCUCUGGGGUUUUGGGGUUUUUGAUUGUUUGGGUUUUGUUUUGUUUUGGGGGGUUCACUAUAUAGCCCUGAUGGCCUAUAAUUUGCUAUGUAGAAAAGGCUGGCCUUGAACUCACAGAGAUCUGCCUGCUGGGAUGAAGGUGCCAUGCCCUGUAGCUCCUCUUGACUGCCAAACUUGGCGGGGGAGGGGAGAUGUCUUUACUUCCCCACCUCCCACUGACCUUUAAGAAUCUGUCAGUGAGUUCCCCUACUACCGUGAUGCUAAUGAAGUUGUGCAGGCCAAGUUCGCUUCAAGCCUUCUAAUUAUAAGAUCCAACGGGGUCCUGUUAAUCAUCUAUUUAUCCACUCUCUUGGCAUUUUCCCCCACCCUGGCUCCCACAGCAUCACCUUCCUUCCUGGUUUUGUCCCUGCCACUCUGAACAUACCAGCAGAAGAACCAGCUCUGGAGCUAAAGCCAGGUUCUGCCGUUCACACCUUCUAGCUGUGCAGACUUAAGCAGCUGAAAGCCUUUGAGCAUGGGUAAUAACAAUCCACAGAGCUGUGGAGCCAAUUGACUGCACAUUGGCUAAGAUAUGGUAAAUGCUUAAUAUACCUCAACUAGUAUCCUGAUUAUCUCCGCCCCCCCCCCCGCCCCAUUCUGGCCUUUACUAUACGAUGGCCAUUAGAAAGUUCUAAUCUCUGGUCCAGACUUCUAGUACAGCGCCCAUGAUGCUUUGUGUGGCUUUUUUACAUGUGUGUUUCUUGCUAUGGGAUGGUGAGUUGAGAGGGCAAGGGUUAAGAUCUGUCCUUUCCCCCAACACGUUGAAAACUAUUUGGUGCAUGUCAGGUAGAAGACCUUCAAUAAAUAUUUUCUAAGUGAAUUAAA
Molecule: messenger RNA, 2958 nt
Organism: Meriones unguiculatus (Mongolian gerbil)
Lineage: Eukaryota; Metazoa; Chordata; Mammalia; Rodentia; Muridae
Gene: Mpl
Product: MPL proto-oncogene, thrombopoietin receptor
Exons: 12
Coding region: 18-1922 (634 amino acids)
Biological process (GO): cytokine-mediated signaling pathway; hemopoiesis; positive regulation of cell population proliferation
Cellular component (GO): external side of plasma membrane; membrane
Molecular function (GO): protein binding; cytokine receptor activity
Source: RefSeq, a predicted model, not a curated record